Molecule: messenger RNA, 1926 nt
Organism: Doryrhamphus excisus (bluestripe pipefish)
Lineage: Eukaryota; Metazoa; Chordata; Actinopteri; Syngnathiformes; Syngnathidae
Gene: zdhhc16a
Product: zDHHC palmitoyltransferase 16a
Molecular function (GO): palmitoyltransferase activity
Source: RefSeq, a predicted model, not a curated record
UUACUGGUAAAGUUGUACGAGUUACGACCGACCACAAACGGUAUUAGCUAGAUGCACAUGUCAAGCUAAAGUGGCGCGGCGCCUCGUGCCGUGAAAAAAACUCAAAUUCCCAGAAUUCAUCGAAAUUAAACUGCCAAAGCUGAUCUCGACGCGUGUGACAUUAUGAAUCGCUGUCUUAAAUGGCUAGUCAAAGCAUAUACAACAGUACGAAGUUCGAACUAUGACAUGUGACAUUUAACAUUGUGCUGAAAUAAUGUGACCAAGACUUCCGGACAAAAGACCAUGAUGCAUUUCGCGGCACUCAUGCGCGCAUGCGCUCUCGACUAAAGGCUCAAGCGCUGGAGCUCAACUGUCACACGAGCUGACCCUUUUUUUUUGCCUUCGACUCAUCUCUCAAUAUAUGAACAUAAUCAGUUUUUCAUCGACCUUCUGGAAAAAUGUCGAGUAGGUGGCGUAUUUCAGCAAGUUUGUCAUUCACCAGAAAGUGAUUGCUACAAGUGCAGGAUGCGGUGGUGGUGGUGUCCCGGUUCCCUUGUGCACCUGUUACGAUGCAUACUAUUGCGCUCAUGUUCCAGGAGAAGAAGAUGCCGGUUGCCUUUGUGGUUCACUAAAAGGCAGGCCUACUUGAAACUGAUGCUGCAGUCUCUUUUCUAUAACUCCCUCACGGACUCAGAUGUGGUUUUUGAUUCACUGUUUGAACCAAUGUUUUGGACUGUGGACUACUUGACACGUUGGUUUGGUAUGGUGUUUGUUUUCCUGGUGGUACUACUGACCAGCUCUAUCCUGGUGAUAGCUUAUGUGGUCCUCCUGCCACUCGUUCUCAACACAUAUUCCCCACCCUGGAUUGCUUGGCACCUUUGUUACGGACACUGGAACCUAAUCAUGAUUGCGUUUCAUUACUACAAAGCCACCAAGACCUCCCCGGGAUACCCCCCUGUUGAAAAAAAUGACAUCCCUUUUGUAUCAGUCUGCAAAAAAUGUGUCACUCCCAAACCAGCAAGAACACAUCACUGUGGUAUCUGCAACAGGUGCAUCCUAAAAAUGGACCAUCACUGUCCCUGGUUGAAUAACUGUGUAGGACAUUUCAACCACCGUUAUUUCUUCUCCUUCUGCCUCUUCAUGACCUUGGGCUGUUUGUACUGUAGCAUCAGCGGCAGAAACCUCUUCAUAGAUGCUUAUAAUGCCCUGGAGACAGACUAUGUGACUCCUGCGCCUCCGUACACUUUUAAGGAAAGGAUGAUAAAUAAGAGCAUCAUCUACAUGUGGGUGCUCACCAGCACAGUGGCAGUAGCCCUGGGAGCUCUCACCACGUGGCAUGCACUGCUCAUAUCCAGAGGUGAAACCAGCAUAGAAAAACACACCAACUCCAAAGAAAAGCAUCGAAUGGCAAAAAUGGGACAGGUGUACAAAAACCCAUUUGACUAUGGCAGGCUGCAUAACUGGAAAGUCUUCUUUGGCGUGGAGAAGAAAAGUCACUGGGUAACACGUGUCCUGCUCCCCUCCGGUCACUCCCCGCUUGGCGAUGGCUUGACAUGGGAUGUCUUCCCCUUAAAGAAGGACCCAAUGCCUGUAUGAUGGUCAACAUACAGACCUUUGAAACUUAUCAAGCUGCUCCUGGCCAGGCUCCUUUCAAAAUGAAUCCCGAUGGAACUCAAGAAAUUGGGUUAUAUCGACCUCCAAUACCUCACAAACUCACAAACUUUCUGCUCAGACUUGCAGAGUUGGAUAUUUUAUCAGCCACUGAUGGAAUUAAAACAAAUAAUUGAAGGAUGUUAUCUCCUCUUUCAACCCCAGCUAAUACUAGAUAGAAUGACACAUAAUAAAAUGUUAUUUAUAUGGAUUUUUUUUUAUCUGUUUAAGUUAAUAAACAUUGUUUAAAUAACCUCACAUUGUGUCAAUUACACAAAUGAUACAUUUUCACAUUUU